Molecule: messenger RNA, 787 nt
Organism: Striga asiatica
Lineage: Eukaryota; Viridiplantae; Streptophyta; Magnoliopsida; Lamiales; Orobanchaceae
Source: the annotation of a GenBank genome assembly
CUAAAAUCAACUUCUCUCCUCCUUCGUUUUAUGCGAACAAAAAGCAUCCUCAGACAUGGACAAAUCUAUGGUCCUCAAUUUGCUAGUGUUUACCAUUUUGCUAACGUUACUGUGUCCAAAGACAGAUUGCUAUUGGCCGCCACAUCGCCCCACGCCCACUGAAGAUCCCUUUACAUCAUUUUGUAACACCCAGUUUCAAUUGGCAAAUCGUGCUUGCGCACUUGUAACUUUCAGUUCGGUGGGUUUGCCCCAUCACCAUCACCGCCACAGACACCACCAUGGUCACGGCCACCACCACAACCACCACGAUCACGACAAGCAAGAAGUACACCAACAUUUAAUGCAUACCGAAACCGAAAAUGCUCUGGUAGAAGAAGAAUGUUGCCGAUGGUUAAAGGAAGUGGAUAACGAUUGCGCGUGUAGCGUGUUCGUUCAUUUGCCCACAUUUCUCGCAAAACCUCCACACAAUUAUUCUCUUGUGGUUAACGACGAGUGCGAAGUUUCAUUUCAGUGCAGUCCAAGGUUGGCCUAACUUUCGAAAAACGAUGAUUCGAGUAUUAAUAUAUGGUACUUAUAAUAGUAUUAAUGAUAAUAUGUUGAAAGUAAAUUAAGGUAUGAGGGGUACAAGGAGAUAUGUGAUCAAAAGAAGUAUAUGUUUGGCAUUUUGAUUCCUUAAUUUCAAUAAUGCUGCAAUUAAUAUUAAUUAAAAUUCAACUCACUUAAGUUUGAAAAGAAUAAAAAUACCAAUAAACAACUUUAUUUUUAUGAGACCCUACACCAAUGCAAG